Molecule: messenger RNA, 5045 nt
Organism: Arvicanthis niloticus (Nile rat)
Lineage: Eukaryota; Metazoa; Chordata; Mammalia; Rodentia; Muridae
Gene: Npc1
Product: NPC intracellular cholesterol transporter 1
Biological process (GO): intestinal cholesterol absorption; sterol transport; cholesterol homeostasis
Cellular component (GO): plasma membrane
Molecular function (GO): lipid carrier activity; cholesterol binding
Source: RefSeq, a predicted model, not a curated record
CCUGGCGUGCGCGCGCAGCUCGCCGCCUGCUCCUGCCCCCUCCUUGGUCAGGCGCCGGGACCCAUUCCGCCCCGCCAGUACCGCGGCGCUGGGUCGCGCGGUGCACUGCCAGCCGAGCCGAGCGCUGUAGCCCCGCGCGGCGACAGCAUGGGCGCGCACCAGCCGGCCCUCGGCCUCCUGCUGCUGCUGCUGCUGUGCCCUGCGCAGGUGUUUUCUCAGUCCUGCGUUUGGUAUGGAGAGUGUGGAAUUGCCACUGGAGAUAAGAGGUACAACUGUAAGUAUUCUGGUCCACCGAAACCCCUCCCAAAGGACGGCGACGACUUACUGCAGGAACUCUGUCCAGGACUCUUCUUUGACAACGUCAGUCUCUGCUGUGACAUUCAACAGCUUCAGACACUGAGGAGCAACCUACAGCUGCUCCUCCAGUUUCUGUCCAGAUGUCCGUCAUGUUUUUAUAACCUAGUGACCCUGUUUUGUGAGCUGACAUGCAGCCCACACCAGAGUCAGUUUCUGAAUGUGACGUUAACUGAAGACUAUGUUGACCCUGAGACGCAGGAGAAUAAAACAAAUGUAAAGGAGUUAGAGUACUAUAUCGGACGGAGCUUUGCGAAUGCUAUGUACAAUGCCUGCCGUGAUGUGGAGGCGCCUUCCAGUAACGAGAAGGCCUUAGGACUCCUGUGUGGAAGGGACAUCCAUGCCUGCAACGCCACCAACUGGAUUGAGUACAUGUUCAAUAAAGACAACGGACAAGCGCCAUUUACCAUCAUUCCCAUAUUUUCAGAUGUUCCAGUCCUUGGGAUGGAGCCCAUGAGAAAUACCACAAAAGGCUGCAACGAGUCUGUGGAUGAGGUCACAGGGCCAUGUAGCUGCCUGGACUGCUCCCUCGUCUGUGGCCCCAAACCCCAGCCCCCACCGCCUCCUGUGCCCUGGAGGAUCUUGGGCUUGGACGCCAUGUAUGUCAUCAUGUGGGUCACCUACAUGGCGUUUCUGUUUGUGUUUUUUGGAGGACUGUUGGCAGUGUGGUGCCACAGAAGGCGGUACUUUGUGUCUGAGUACACCCCCAUUGACAGCAACAUUGCCUUUUCUGUGAACAGCAGUGACAAAGGGGAGGCCUCGUGCUGUGACCCACUUGGUGCAGCAUUUGAUGACUAUCUGAGGCGCAUGUUCACAAAGUGGGGGGCUUUCUGUGUCCGAAAUCCCGCCUUCGUCAUUUUCUUCUCAUUGGUCUUCAUCGCUGCGUGCUCUUCUGGCCUGGUAUUUGUCCAAGUCACCACCAAUCCUGUGGAGCUCUGGUCAGCCCCUCACAGUCAGGCCCGCUUGGAGAAGGAGUACUUUGACAAGCACUUUGGGCCUUUCUUUCGCACGGAGCAGCUUAUUAUCCAGGCCCCCAACACUGGUGUCCAUAUCUACGAGCCAUACCCCUCAGGAGCUGAUGUGCCCUUCGGACCUCCGCUGAACAAAGAGAUUCUGCACCAGGUUCUGGACUUACAGAUUGCCAUUGAAAGUAUUACUGCGUCUUACAACAAUGAAACGGUGACACUUCAGGACAUAUGUGUGGCUCCUCUAGCUCCGUACAACAAGAACUGCACCAUUAUGAGUGUGUUAAAUUACUUCCAGAACAGCCACACGGUGCUGGACAACCAAGUAGGAGAUGACUUCUAUGUGUAUGCCGAUUACCACACACACUUUCUGUACUGUGUCCGGGCUCCUGCCUCCUUGAAUGACACGAGUUUGCUCCACGGUCCUUGCCUGGGUACAUUUGGAGGACCGGUGUUCCCGUGGCUUGUGUUGGGUGGCUAUGAUGAUCAGAACUACAAUAAUGCCACCGCACUUGUGAUUACGUUCCCUGUCAAUAAUUACUAUAAUGAUACAGAGAAACUCCAGAGGGCCUGGGCCUGGGAGAAAGAGUUUAUUAAUUUUGUGAAAAACUACAAGAAUCCAAAUCUGACCAUUUCUUUCACUGCUGAGCGAAGCAUUGAAGAUGAACUCAAUAGGGAAAGUAACAGUGACAUAUUCACCGUCAUCAUCAGCUAUACCGUGAUGUUUCUGUACAUUUCCCUCGCCCUGGGGCACAUCCAGAGCUGCAGCAGGCUUCUGGUGGAUUCUAAAAUCUCACUGGGCAUUGCGGGGAUCCUGAUAGUGCUCAGCUCGGUGGCCUGUUCCCUGGGCAUCUUCAGCUACAUGGGGAUGCCUCUGACCCUCAUAGUCAUUGAGGUCAUCCCCUUCCUGGUGCUGGCUGUCGGGGUGGACAACAUCUUCAUUCUAGUGCAGACCUACCAGAGAGAUGAGCGUCUUCAGGAGGAGACCUUGGAUCAGCAGCUGGGCAGGAUCCUUGGGGAAGUGGCCCCGACCAUGUUCCUUUCGUCCUUUUCUGAGACCUCAGCAUUUUUCUUCGGGGCGCUGUCCUCGAUGCCGGCUGUCCACACCUUCUCUCUGUUCGCGGGGAUGGCUGUCCUCAUUGACUUCCUCCUUCAGAUUACCUGCUUUGUGAGCCUGUUGGGGUUAGAUAUUAAGAGGCAAGAGAAAAACCGUCUGGACAUCCUGUGCUGUGUCAGAGGUGCUGAUGAUGGACAAGGUACCCAGGCCUCCGAAAGCUACCUGUUUCGAUUCUUCAAAAACUACUUUGCCCCCCUUCUGCUGACGGACUGGCUGCGGCCAAUUGUGAUAGCCGUGUUUGUGGGCAUUCUGUCAUUCAGUAUUGCAGUAGUGCACAAAGUGGACAUCGGAUUGGAUCAGUCUCUCUCAAUGCCAAAUGAUUCGUAUGUGAUUGACUAUUUCAAGUCACUCGGGCAGUACCUGCACUCGGGCCCACCCGUGUACUUUGUCCUGGAGGAAGGCUAUAACUACAGCUCCCGAAGUGGGCAGAACAUGGUGUGCGGUGGCAUGGGCUGUGACAAUGACUCCCUGGUACAGCAGAUAUUUAACGCGGCUGAGCUGGACACCUACACCCGCAUAGGCUUCGCCCCCUCAUCCUGGAUUGACGAUUACUUUGACUGGGUCUCGCCACAAUCCUCCUGCUGUAGACUCUACAAUGCCACUCACCAGUUCUGCAACGCUUCUGUGAUGGACCCAACCUGUGUCCGCUGUAGACCUCUGACUCCAGAGGGCAAACAGAGGCCUCAGGGGAAAGAAUUCAUGAAAUUCCUGCCCAUGUUCCUUUCUGAUAACCCCAACCCCAAGUGUGGCAAAGGGGGACAUGCUGCGUACAGUUCAGCUGUUAACAUUGAGGGAGAUGACACUUACAUUGGGGCCACUUACUUCAUGACCUACCACACCAUACUUAAGACCUCUGCUGACUAUAUUGAUGCCAUGAAGAAAGCUCGGCUUAUAGCCAGUAACAUCACGGAAACCAUGCGUUCUAAGGGGAGUGACUACCAAGUGUUCCCAUACAGUGUGUUCUACGUCUUCUACGAACAGUACCUGACCAUUAUUGAUGACACCAUUUUUAACCUCAGUGUGUCUCUGGGCUCCAUAUUUCUGGUGACCUUGGUGGUUCUGGGCUGUGAGCUGUGGUCUGCAGUCAUCAUGUGUAUCACCAUAGCCAUGAUCCUGGUCAACAUGUUUGGUGUUAUGUGGCUGUGGGGCAUCAGUCUGAACGCCGUUUCCUUGGUCAACUUGGUGAUGAGCUGCGGCAUCUCUGUGGAGUUCUGCAGCCACAUAACAAGAGCAUUCACCAUGAGCACCAAAGGAAGCAGAGUGAGCCGGGCAGAAGAGGCGCUGGCCCACAUGGGUAGUUCUGUAUUCAGUGGAAUCACACUUACGAAAUUUGGAGGGAUCGUGGUGUUGGCCUUUGCCAAAUCUCAAAUUUUUGAGAUAUUUUACUUCAGGAUGUACUUAGCCAUGGUCUUACUAGGAGCCACUCAUGGACUAGUGUUUCUUCCUGUCUUACUGAGUUACAUAGGACCGUCAGUAAAUAAAGCUAAAAGACACACCACUCAAGAGCGAUACAAAGGCACGGAGAGAGAACGGCUCCUCAACUUUUAGCCCUGUCGCAGGCUCUGGUGACUGUGUCCAUGGAUAGGUCAAGUUUACUGCAGGACAGCUGCACUGUCAAGGCUGAGCUGGUUCUCCCCAGGAGUUAGGCUGUGUCAGCAGACGCAGCUCCACCCACGCUUUUAAACUCAGGAAUGCAAACUUGUGAACAGUAUUAUGAAUCUGAAGGCAACAGUCACCAGCCCCUACUGGCUAAGAAACCCCAUCUUGGGCACAAGGAAGGACAGUUCUGUAACUUCAAUUUUUUUCAAUGCCUACUUUUUUUUUUUUUUUUUUUUCUCCAAGACAGGGUUUCUGUGUGUAUCCCUGGCUGUCCCGGAACUCAGAAAUCUGCCUGCCUCUGCCUCCCAAGUGCUGGGAAUACCUACUUUUAAUGAUGGUUAUUAAACACCUUCCUUUUAGCCCACCAUCCACCAGAGGUAGUGGGAAAGAAAGGAUACAGGGAAAUGGACCUGUUUAGAAUGGUUCUUUUGGAGCAAAUCCCAUCUGCGUUUUCAGGAAAUCAGCAGUUCACAGGUCAGCAGUGGCAGCUCGACCCACUCACAAACACUUCACAGAUACACCAGCAGUGUUGGGGCAGCAACAGCAGUGGCAUGAACAGGAACAGCCUCAAGUCAGCAGGAGGGACCAAGACCAACAGGAACACCAGAAGUUCUCUGCUGUUCCUCUCUCAGCAAGACUUGAGACAGCAAGCGUUACACAGCUAGCUCUGUAUUUCUCUGGAGCUCAACUACGCAGUGUAAGGCAAACCAACCCUUACAUGCUUGCUUUAGUCAGACAGUCCUUCACAAGUCUGCCUUAGCCUUUCAUGUUUGCCCCAGCAAAACACCAUCCAACACAACUGACUUUCCAAAGAACCCGUAAGUUUCCACUUCAUAACUUCGUGGCUACAAUAAUGGUGACCUGAUCCCCAGUUCUGAAAAGUCAGUCCACAUGCUGUCUCCUUUUUUCAGGAGUUAGCAACAUUUGAAGAUGUUGUAGGUACUUUAUUACAACAUUUUUGUAGUUUAAAGAGCUUUAUUUAUGCAAUAAAUUAACUUUGUACAUUUUUA